AUGCCUCAAUAUACCGAAGAUCAGCUUCGUCAGGCUCUCGAGGACAUCUCAAACGGCAAGAGUCAAAAGAGAGCCUCAUUGGAGUAUGGGAUACCACGAUCAACCCUCCAACUACGUCUCCAAGGUGGUCAGACUAGGAAAGUGGCUUUUGCUGACUGGCAGAGGCUGUCUCCUGACCAGGAGAGUAAGCUGGCACAAUGGGUUCGCAUUCAGGCUUCGCUGGGCCUCGCACCAACGCACCAACAGGUGAAGGAAUUCGCAGAGCGAGUUCUGGCUGCUGCUGGGGAUACCAAACCAUUAGGAAAAGGCUGGAUCUAUGCCUUCGUGAGAAGGAACCCUAUCAUUAAGGUUCAGAGAAGUCGUUCCAUCGAUUCUAGACGCGUUAAUGGGGCAUCUACUGAGGUCAUUAGGAACUGGUUUAAGUUCCUUGCUAUCCCUGAGAUCAAGGACAUCAAACCAGCCAACAGAUAUAAUAUGGAUGAGACUGGCAUCCUCGAGGGUCAGGGAGCUAAUGGGUUAGUGCUGGGCAUGGCUGAGACGACGUCUGUUCGCAAGAAACAACCUGGGUCGAGGGCAUGGGUCUCUAUCAUUGAGUGUAUCUCAGCCUUGGGGAAGACGGUCCAACAACAGUGGUUUCCAUUACAUCUGGUUCCAUACGAUGGGUGGGAGUUUACAGCAACAGAUAAUGGCUGGACUACAGACUUAACUGCCAUUGAAUGGUUAGAGAAGGUGUUUAUCCCACAGACUAUGCCCGAGGCUGAGGGCGAGCUCGGUUACUUGUCUCAAUGGAACGACUCUACCAUUAUAGGUAAAAGGAACUUCCUGGACUGUUACCAGAAGGCUCGACUUGCUGGUCUAUCAGUCUCGAACAUCAGAAGUGGUUGGAAGUGGACUGGUCUACACCCUGUAGCGAUGGUUAAGCCCCUGAUGAACCCUAUGGUAUUACCUGAGCCUUCUGCUAAGCACCACACCCAAACCAACCAGUCGGGGCAAAAACCAUGGGAUUCUGCUUCCUCUGCAGUGGUCUGGUCGACACCCAGGAAGCUGGCAGAGCUCAGCGGUCAACUGCACUUAUACACCCAACUCGACAAUGAUACCAGCACUCAACGGCUGCUGUUCAGGAAGGUGAAAAAAGGCUUCACAGAGCAGGCCUGGCAACUGGCAGCUGCCCAGCAGCAGCUGGCUCACCUGAGGGCUCAAGUUACCAACGCUGCAGUUAGGAAGAGGAAGACUGUUCAGAUCGAUCCCAACACGAAGUUUGCGAACAUCAGGGAUAUCCAUCGGGCUCAAAUCGAAGCGGGUGAAAAGGAGGUUAUUACGGCUGAAUCCAGCGACUCUGAAUGCCCUAGUGAGGCUGGCAGUUGUAUUGUAGUGGGUGUGGUUGAGGAUCAAUAG
Colletotrichum scovillei is the source of this 1395-nucleotide messenger RNA. RefSeq names its product transposase. The record is from RefSeq and is a predicted model, not a curated record. Gene Ontology annotation, cellular component: nucleus. The coding region runs from base 1 to 1395 and encodes 464 amino acids. The transcript is spliced from 4 exons. NCBI's taxonomy places the organism in Eukaryota, Fungi, Ascomycota, Sordariomycetes, Glomerellales, Glomerellaceae. Gene Ontology annotation, molecular function: DNA binding.